Molecule: messenger RNA, 3983 nt
Organism: Dermochelys coriacea (leatherback sea turtle)
Lineage: Eukaryota; Metazoa; Chordata; Testudines; Dermochelyidae
Gene: PLPP1
Product: phospholipid phosphatase 1
Exons: 7
Coding region: 388-1167 (259 amino acids)
Biological process (GO): signal transduction; phospholipid dephosphorylation; phospholipid metabolic process
Molecular function (GO): phosphatidate phosphatase activity
Source: RefSeq, a predicted model, not a curated record
AAUGGAACGUUUGCACAGGGACGGCCGCACGCGCGCCGCAGCCCGACCCGGGACCGCCCCUUCCUUAAAGCCGCAGCCCGGCUAGGAGCCGCAGUGGCGGCGGUCGCAGCGGCUAGUGCCAGGCGCCAUUGGCUGCAGCGCUUCGUCCCGGGGCGCUGACUGGAUGUGGCAGAGCCCCUCCCGCUACCCCCUGGCACCAAGCCCCGCCGGAGCCCGCGCCCCUCGCAGCGCAGCAGCCUUCGCCGGCGCCCCGGGCUGGCAGGAUGUUUGACAAGGCGCGGCUGCCCUUCGUGCUCCUGGAUGUCGUCUGCGUGGUGCUGGCUGGCUUACCCCUUGGUGUUCUAAACUUGGCCAAAAUAAAGCCAUAUCAGAGAGGCUUUUUCUGUAAUGAUGACAGCAUCAAGUAUCCAUUCCAUGACAGUACCGUCACAUCCACUAUCCUCUAUGCAGUGGGGUUCACCCUGCCCAUUUUCUCUGCACAGCUGUGAAAUCAUCCACUGGGCAUUGGCACAGGUGAACAUGAUAAUCGUAGGAGAAGCCCUGUCUGUCUAUUAUAACCAUUUGCACUCGAAUUCGUUUGUCAGAAAUAACUACAUAGCCACUAUUUACAAAGCCAUUGGGACCUUCAUUUUUGGUGCGGCGGCUAGCCAAUCCCUGACGGACAUUGCCAAGUACUCCAUAGGUAGACUGCGUCCCCACUUCCUGGCUAUAUGCCAACCGGAUUGGGCACAAGUUAACUGCAGUUUAGGUUACAUUGAAAACUUCCCAUGUCAAGGAGACAAAGUAAAAGUUAAUGAGGGAAGACUGUCAUUUUACUCUGGGCAUUCUUCAUUCUCCAUGUACUGCAUGCUGUUCCUAGCACUUUAUCUUCAGGCCAGAAUGAAAGGAGAUUGGGCAAGACUUGUACGUCCCACAGCGCAAUUUGGUCUCAUUGCAGCAUCUAUCUACGUGGGUCUCUCCCGUGUUUCUGAUUACAAACAUCACUGGAGUGACGUGUUGACUGGACUCCUUCAGGGAGCGGUGGUAGCUGUGCUUAUCGUGGUGUACGUAUCAGAUUUUUUCAAAGUGAGGGGAUGUACAUUUAAACCCAAUGAAGAAGAUUCGCAUACGACUCUACAUGAGACACCAACAAAUGGAAAUCACUAUGGCAGUAAUCACCAACCAUGAUCCUGUGAAGGCUCCUGCUUUCUAAAAGAAAAAUGAUUUCAUAAGUCUCCAUAUGUAAAAUAAAUGCCUUUAAGGGACUGCUGCUGCUAUACCUCUUGGAUGCUCAUUUUAUAUGUAUAUAGUAACAUAACAGCAUUGUCUAUAUAUCUAAUAGGUUUAAAAAUCUUAAAUUCUAUUUCAAGCUUACUGCUUAUAAAAACCACAAUUUUUUAUUAAAAUAACAUGGUAACACUUAUGUACAAACAGCAUUGUGUAUGUAAUAUGCUUUGUUAGAAUGCUUCCUGUUUUAAAUACAUACACUAUUAAAUGCCUGUCUUGGGGGUAAAGAUGGCAAACUAGGCUGAUGCCACCAGUCUAGAAUUAUUCUGCUCAGUGAACAAGUUUUUUCAGAUUGCUCCCAAUCCAUAAUGGGCUUCCACAACAUAGAUUUUUAUAGGUAGAGGCUUGCAGCAAACACAAUGUCUCUCUUGAUUUUGGUAAUUCCUAUCAAAAAGAAACAGAUUAGUAUUAUUGUCAAAAUAUAUAGGUAAGAGCUGAACCUUGUGCACUAGAUUAUAUGGUACCUGUAAUGGUCUGAGACUUGUGUAUUCUAUGUGCACAGUGUAAGUCAUGACUUUAGACCCAUGGAUAAAGUACAGUGAAAAUCUCCCUUGAAAGGGUACCUGCAUUAUCCUUUUAACAGUUUUUUUUUCCCCAUAAAUAUUUAGUUGGUAGAUUUAUGCUUAACAGAUAGCUUUUACUACUAUUGCAAAUAAACUCUUUAAAGCCCAGUCAGACUUUCCAGCACCGAUGCCUCUCUAUAGAAAGAAUCAAGUUGACUGUGUUAAAUUAAAAUAGUGCUUUUCUCUCAGAUAAUGUAGCAUUUUCAAUAAUAAUUCAAAAGAACUUGGCUUGAAUAAUUUCUUUAGAAGCUGAAAUAGAUUUAGUUCGUAGGUACAUGCUUUCACCCCUUCUAUUUAUAACCAUAUUCUAAAUACAUACCUUCGGCAAACUUAUUUUCCAGCUCUGUGUUUCCUAUGGCCUUUGCUGCUUGACACAUCUGUCGAAGCAAUUCUUCUAGCCGCCUCAUACAACGAAUUAUGCUACCUAGAUAAAAAUGAAGCCUGUUUUUUUUAGCAGUCACUUCACUUAAUGGCAACAAGAAAGUUGACUAAAUUCAUUACAUGACAUAUUAAUGUAAAUUGAGCCUUGAGGAUGUAACUUGAGCUUCUACAGGAAGGAUAUCCUUAAACAGUACAGCUUCAGGCCUACUUCCUUAAGUAACAGAAUUCCAUUUUAAAACCAGACUUCAUUCCCAUAGUCCAGCUUGCAAUUUCUAGAAAUUAAGUUUAUUGGCCAUGUUAAAACUCUUUGCUCCUGAAACUUUAGUUAUUACCUAUUUCAAUCAGCUACUCAAGAGUUUUAGAAUGCCUGAAUAUUGCACAAGAAAUUUAGCCUGUACUGCAGGCACACUAGCCAGAGAUGCUCCAAGUAUCAAGACCUCCUCCUACCAUAGCCAUGCAUUCCAAAAAAACCUCCAACCCCAUCUAAAGUAACUUUUCUAUGGAAAGGUGAUUGUCACUUGCCCAGACAAUUUUUGCCACUAGAGAAGUAUAGAAUAGAAUAAAAGUCAUGAACAGCUGAAAUACAGAUAUGCCUUUGGGUUGUUUCUUUUAAGGCUUUUGCACAUAAUUAGCUCUUUUUCCAGAGCCUUUCCUUCAUUAUAAACUGAAUACCUGAACUGACAGUAGCAUUUGUUUUUUUGAUACAUGGAUUCCCUUGUCCACUGUUCAAACUAAGGGACAAUCUGAUUCUAAAAGCAAUGGGAUAUAAAGAAGGGAGAUUACUGAGCAAAUGGGCUUUGAACGUAGGUGAAGAUGACUUUGUCCCAUUGCCAGCUCACUUUCUCUGCUACAAUGAAUGGGGCUAGUGGAGACUACACUAGAUUCUGGUGCAUGACAUGUUCCACAUCCUGUAAAGGUGUGUAGCAUAACUAAGUACAUGUAAGCACAGUACUUGAUAUACCUAAAAUAGAAGGGAUGGUAAAUACAUAGUGUGCUAUUAUACAAUUUUUGCUUCUUUGUUACAAUCUAAUUUAAAGCUAGACUAUGGUGUGGAAAUAUCUGUCCAGUAUAGAUUUCACCUUUGAAGAGUUUGACUGUAAAUGGCACUGAAUUGAUAUCUAUAUGGAGAACAAGAAGCUUUAGUGUAAUUUUUUACCUAAAUUUCCAGCAGAUAGUGCACUAUCUGCUGUGGACAAGCAUCUCUGAUUAAUUUUUAAUUAAUCAGGCAGAGUUGUGACUUCACAGAUGACUGAUACUACAAAGCACAAACUGGUCUGGAAGAAGACUGUAGAAGUGACAGUCCAGAGUAAUUUAUCUCUGCCACCCAGGCCUAAAGACACUCCUCUUUGAAAAUAAAGCCCUAAUUCCACAAUUGUCUAUAUUCAGUGAAAGCCUGCACACAUCUGUUUCGUUAAGGCAUUCUUCAUAUGAGCACAUUCAUUGCUGCCAUUAUGUCAUCUACUACAGCAGGAGUAACUCCUGCAAGGGGACAGUAUGUGUAAAACCUCUUGCAGGUUAAAAGCCGUAUGGCGUCAAUUACUGAGACAAAGCACAAGUCCAAAAUAAGUGAACCAUCAGCAGUUCCCCUGAGCAUAGCCACGCUGCAUUUUGGCAACAUCAACUCAGUUUUCUGGAAGUCCCUGCUAGAGUCUGUUUACAAGAAUAUAAUUCCACCAAGCACCAGCUUACACAGAGAGGCUUCAUUAUAGCUGUUGCAGACAAAAACUUGUACACAACAACCAGUUAUUCCUAAACCUACAUUGACUUGGUUUU